AAGGAAAAAACAGAGAAAAGCUCAAACCUUGAUUGAACCUCUGUGUCUCCUCAUUCUUCAAAGUUUGAAGCUUUAUUGAACAAGUCUCUCUUGAGUCCGCGUCCAAUCCCAACUGGUACGAUCGCCAUGAACAUCUUCUCCAAGAAGCCAAACGCCAAAGAGGCGCUUCGGGAAAGCAAGAGAGAAAUGACUAAUGCUACUAGAGGGAUAGAGAAGGAAAUUGGAGCAUUGCAAUUAGAAGAAAAAAAGCUCGUUGCUGAGAUAAAGAGAACUGCUAAAACAGGAAAUGAGGCAGCAACUAAAAUACUGGCCAGGCAGCUAAUCAGGCUUAGGCAACAGGUAGCUAACUUACAAGGAAGUAGGGCUCAAAUGAGAGGAAUAGCAACUCAUACACAGGCAAUGCACGCACAGUCAUCAGUUGCUGUUGGCAUGAAAGGUGCUAGUAAGGCAAUGGCAGCUAUGAAUAAGCAAAUGGAUCCUGCAAAGCAAGCAAAGGUGAUACGUGACUUUCAGAAGCAGUCUGCACAGAUGGAUAUGACUACUGAAAUGAUGUCUGACACUAUAGAUGAUGCCAUAGAUAGUGAUGAGGCAGAAGAGGAAACUGAGGAGCUGACAAACCAGGUGCUAGAUGAAAUUGGUGUCGAUGUUGCCUCACAGUUGUCAGCAGCUCCAAAAGGAAGAAUUGCAGCAAAGAACUCUCAGGGUGUUGGCAGUUCUAGCACUGACGAGCUGGAGAAAAGAUUGGCAGCUCUCAGAAAUCCAUGAGUUAAGAUUCAAGGGCAGAAGAUUUUUUAUUUUAUUGUUCUCCCCAGAAUUUGAUAUCGGAUUUUUGCAAUAUUGUUCAUUGUAAAUAUUUUGUUACCCUUGUUCUCCUUAGCGCCUCUACAUACGGAGAAGCUAAGCUUUUAUAUACCCUCCUUAACUUAGGAGGGGACAUAUGUGAGCUAAUUCAAUAUGCAUAUGAAUUGCUUCUUCCUUCUA
Rosa rugosa (rugosa rose) is the source of this 981-nucleotide messenger RNA. Its product is annotated as vacuolar protein sorting-associated protein 2 homolog 3. Gene Ontology annotation, cellular component: ESCRT III complex; multivesicular body. The record is from RefSeq and is a predicted model, not a curated record. The transcript is spliced from 11 exons. Gene Ontology annotation, biological process: protein transport; endosome transport via multivesicular body sorting pathway; late endosome to vacuole transport. NCBI's taxonomy places the organism in Eukaryota, Viridiplantae, Streptophyta, Magnoliopsida, Rosales, Rosaceae. Bases 127 to 765 code for a protein of 212 amino acids.